Molecule: messenger RNA, 2402 nt
Organism: Chroicocephalus ridibundus (black-headed gull)
Lineage: Eukaryota; Metazoa; Chordata; Aves; Charadriiformes; Laridae
Gene: ETNK2
Product: ethanolamine kinase 2
Exons: 8
Coding region: 42-1199 (385 amino acids)
Biological process (GO): phosphatidylethanolamine biosynthetic process
Cellular component (GO): cytoplasm
Molecular function (GO): ethanolamine kinase activity
Source: RefSeq, a predicted model, not a curated record
CUCCUCCCCGCGGCCGCCGGCCCCGCGGCAGCCCCCGGCACAUGGGCCGCGGCUCCGGCGGCGCGGAGCUGGGCAUGGCCGUGCCGCCCGGCCGCUGCCCCGACUGCCCGGGGCCGGAGCCGGGGGGCGGCGGCGGGGAGAGCCCCGCCGUGCCCCACCUCGGCAUUGCGGUGGACGAGGGGGACGUGCUGCCCGGAGCGCUGCGGCUCAUGCGGGAGCUGAGACCCGGCUGGGAGCCGGCCAGGGUGAAGACCAAGCUCUUCACCGACGGCAUCACCAACAAGCUCGUGGCCUGCUACACGGAUGAGGGCAUGGCGGACGCGGUGCUGGUCCGCGUCUAUGGCAGGAAGACGGAGCUGUUUGUGGACCGGGAGACGGAGCUGAGGAACUUCCAGGUGCUGCGUGCCCACGGCUGCGCCCCCGACCUCUACUGCGCCUUCCAGAACGGGCUCUGCUACCAGUUCCUGCCGGGCAUCGCGCUGGGGCCCCACCACGUGCGGGACCCCCACAUCUUCAGGCUGGUGGCCCAGGAGAUGGCCCGGGUACACGCCAUCCACGCCAACGGGAGCCUCCCCAAGCCCAUCCUCUGGCAGAAGCUGCACAAAUACCUCACCCUCGUGAAGACGGAUCUCAGCCCAAAGGUAUCCAACCCCAGCCUCCAGCAGGACGUGCCCAGCCUGGAGAUGCUCGAACACGAGCUGGCCUGGAUGAAGGAAACGCUCUCUCAGCUGGGGUCCCCCAUCGUCCUUUGCCACAACGACCUGCUCUGCAAGAACAUCAUCUACGACGGGACGCGAGAGCACGUGCGCUUCAUAGACUACGAGUACACCGGCUACAACUACCAGGCUUUCGACAUCGGAAACCACUUUAACGAGUUUGCGGGCGUGAAGGAGGUGGAUUACCGCCUCUACCCCAGCAAGGAGACCCAGCUGCAGUGGCUGCGCUCCUACCUGCAGGCCUACAAGCAGCUCACCCAGGGGGACGGCGGAGGCGCGGGGGUGUCCGAGGAGGAGCUGGAGGCUCUCUACGUGCAAGUGAACAAGUUUUCUUUGGCAUCCCAUUUCCUCUGGGCAUGCUGGGGCCUGAUCCAGGAUAAAUACUCUACCAUAGACUUUAACUUCUUAAGAUAUGCAAAGCUAAGGUUUAAACAGUACUUCAAGAUGAAGCCGGUGGUCACAGCCCUGCAGAUUUCUAAAUAGCAUCUCCGGCCCGAGAGACCCUGAGCUAUUUUGUCCUUGCUGCGUCCACAGCCCUCGCAUCCCCCUCGCCCCUUCCCCGCCCCAGCCGGGGGCGAGGGCAGGUCCUGAUGGUGGGAAGGGGGAGAGGAGAUCCGUCCCAGCCACCGGCCAAAGGAGACCCUGGACAUACCUGAGACUGGACCAUGAGAUGCUCGAGAGGACCACGGCCUCGGAGAGGCCCCUGCCGACGCGAGGAAGCCUCACCAUCGCCUUAACGCCGAGUCCCGGCUCGGCCCCGGUGCCCAGCAGGUCGGUGCUUUGCUGGCACUGCUGCUGCUCGGCCUGGCACCCGGAUUGCUCCCUCUGUGCUGUCCCCGAGGGGGAAAACGGGUGCCACCAUCUGCCCAGGAGCCCCCAGAGCUGCCCAGCUGCUUUACCUGCCCAAUGCACACGCUGUGCCCGUUGCCUUUGCUGCUCCCUCCCUCCCCUCUUGCCUUGCCCGCUGGGGCUCCCACCCCCAAACCAGCACCUUUCGUGGGUCAGUAUCGAUGCCGGGCUUGGGGCUGUGUCUGGGCAUGGGACCCUUUUCCACGAGGCGUGGGUGCUGCUGUGCUCCAUCUUGCAUGGUGCAAAGCAUCAAGGGGAGGCAAUAGCCAUGAGCCACGUGGGCUUGGAAUUAGCAAGCUUUUGCCGAUGGGCACUGGGUGCCUGCGCCUCCUGCUCAGCCCACAGCUGGCUCUGCUUUUCCCCACGGACACGGUCUCCCAGACUCCCAUUAGCUCCCUGCUCCCGUCAUGGCUUCCCUCGUAGCAUCCCACGCUGCCAGAGCACGGGGGUCCCAGCUCUGUCUCCCCCAUGGCCAGGGGGUCGGUCCUGUCCCCAACAUGGGCACCGUCCCUGUGCUCCUCUCGUGGCUGUGUCCCUGCGUGGGACCCCCUGACCGGAGGCUGAACGGAGCCAACCUGCUCCAUGACCUGGGCACAGCUUCAUCCCCUCUCAGCACUCGGCUGCUCCCCCACAACAGGCUCUGCAAGGGUGAGCCUGGCCCGCUGAGCACUGGCCAGCUCAUGACAGCGCUUGUGGGGGUGGAAUCGGACCCCUCUGCCCCUGCCUUGGCUGCUUGGCGAGGGGUAUGGGGACAAGGCGGCUGUCCCUGUCCCCUCCGCAGGGGCACAGGAACCUGCCCCAGCAAGAACCGGGACUCGUUGCAUCUGGUGUUCGUUU